AACUCAUAAUUCAUAAAUCAUUCUCCAAAUUCAAAAUCUCUCAAUCCCCAAAUUCUCUCUUUCUAUCUCUCUCACACUCCUUUGAAACACAACAUUCCUUUUUAACUCUAAAUUCAGAGAUAGUUUCUUGAUUAGGGUUCAUAAUCGAUUAUAAUCCCCAAAUAGUCUCUUUCUAUCUCUUUCACUAUCGCUACUUUAAUCUUUCAUUAUCACUAAUUCAUAAUCGAUUCAUUCUGCCCAAUUUGUUUUCUCUUUGAGACGCUCUUUCCUUCUCCGUCAUUCAUCAAUACGCAACGCUAAAAAAACUCACAACACGUUCGUGUAACUCGCUCACUCGACUCGUUCGCGUAACUCGUUCUCUCCGGUUUCGAUUUUUUCAUCAUGCCGAAGGCUAAAGUUGAUUCCAAACCCGCUGAUAACAGGCUAUUGCAAAUGCAUGUAAGGUUCCUUCAAACGCUAUUCCGGAGUUGAGUGAAUCAGAUGUAUCUGAUGAAUGUGAAAAGCAAUUCAAUGAAGAUCAAGAGUUAGAACAACUUAUAAACCGUCAAAUAUGCUUCAAGAUUUAUCCAUUUAGAAGUGGUAUAGUUAAGUGUUGCACUAGCUGUGGAUAAUCCAGAAAUGUUUAAUCGGAUUGCAAAAGCGUUUAAUUUGAAGGCUUCAAUGAGAUUUAUUAUUCUUCUGUUGGGAGAAAAAUCAAACCUGGUCAAUGAAGGAAACAAGGAAGUGCCAAUCUUUACAUUCACGGAAGUCAUAAAUUUUGGAAAAGAGAGCCGCAGGUCAUUGUUUGAGUCUCAUAAUGCUAGGAAGCACUAUGUGUUUGAAGCAAUAAAAUCUGACGACAUUGCUACCCUUGUAUACACAAGUGGAACUACUGGAAAUCCAAAAGGUGUUAUGCUAACCCAUCAGAAUCUUUUGCAUCAGAUUAAAUUUUAUUCGGACAUUGUACCUGCUGAAGUUGGGGACAGAUUUCUAAGCAUGCUGCCUCCUUGGCAUGCAUAUGAAAGAGCUUGUGAGUAUUUCAUUUUCUCACGCGGUGUUGACCAAGUAUAUACAACUGUGAGAAACUUGAAGGAUGAUUUGGGACAUUACCAGCCGCAUUACUUGAUUUCCGUUCCUUUAGUUUAUGAGUCUUUGUACAGUGGGAUCCAGAGGCAGAUUUCUACAAGCUCCCUUGUUAGAAAGCUUGUUGCACUGACAUUCAUAAGGGUCAGCUUAGGGUACAUGGAAUGUAAGCGAAUUUAUGAGAAAGAAGAAAUCGAUAAGGGCUGUCAAAUGGGAUAAUCCAAAGAGCCCAGAGAAAUGUGGGUGGGAUUGCAUUUUUCUGUUACGAUAAUACGGUAAUAUUAAAUUUCUUUCUGGUUUGGUCACUCACACACACUUCAUCUAAGUUGCAGACUUGCAUAAUAUUCCAUCAAAAAUACCUCUGUUUUUUUUCAUUUUUUUUUUCCUUUAGAUUAAACAGGUAUAUAGUAUUUCUAAUUCUGGCUGAAGAUAAUAAAUUUUGAAGAUGUUUGCUGGGUAACUGUUUGAUAAAGAAUCAGAAGUCGCCUUCCUAUCUCUAUGCAAUGUUGGAUUGGCUAUGGGCAAGAAUUAUUGCCACAAUAUUAUUUCCUAUUCAUAUGCUGGCAAAGAAACUUGUCUACAGUAAAAUCCAUUCAGCUAUUGGAAUUAUAAAGGUCUUGUAUUGU
This is a messenger RNA of Trifolium pratense (red clover), 1688 nucleotides long. Its product is annotated as probable acyl-activating enzyme 16, chloroplastic. The record is from RefSeq and is a predicted model, not a curated record. Gene Ontology annotation, cellular component: chloroplast. Gene Ontology annotation, biological process: fatty acid elongation. Lineage: Eukaryota; Viridiplantae; Streptophyta; Magnoliopsida; Fabales; Fabaceae. The coding region runs from base 619 to 1281 and encodes 220 amino acids. The transcript has 8 exons. Gene Ontology annotation, molecular function: long-chain fatty acid [acyl-carrier-protein] ligase activity.